Molecule: messenger RNA, 450 nt
Organism: Lathyrus oleraceus (garden pea)
Lineage: Eukaryota; Viridiplantae; Streptophyta; Magnoliopsida; Fabales; Fabaceae
Product: cytochrome P450 76T24
Exons: 3
Coding region: 1-450 (149 amino acids)
Molecular function (GO): heme binding; iron ion binding; monooxygenase activity
Source: RefSeq, a predicted model, not a curated record
AUGAUAAAAUCUAAAGCUAAGGAUGAAACAUGGAAUUUGAGAUUACAUUUCUUACAAGCAGCCGUGAAGGAAACUCUUCGUUUGCAUCCACCUGCUCCAUUAUUGCUACCCCAUAAAUGUGAUAAAAUUGUGAAUAUAUUAGACUUCAAUGUGCCCAAAAAUGCAAAAGUGUUAGUCAAUGUAUGGGCCAUGGGAAGAGAAUCAACAAAUUGGGAAAAUCCAAAUAUGUUCAUACCUAAAGGAUUUUUGGAGUGUGACAAUAAUUUUAAGGGUAAUAGUUUUGAGCUUAUAACAUUUGGGGCAAGCAAAAGAAUUUUCCCAGGAUUGCCUUUGGCUCACAGGGCUAUGCAUUUAAUGGUGGAAUCCCUUGUACGCAACUUUGAAUGGAAAUUUGUUGAUGAGCUAAAGCCAGAGGUCGCAAUCGCAAAUGCGGUUGCAGCUGCAACGUAA